Messenger RNA from Chara braunii, 5015 nucleotides. NCBI's taxonomy places the organism in Eukaryota, Viridiplantae, Streptophyta, Charophyceae, Charales, Characeae. The record is from the annotation of a GenBank genome assembly.
GCCUCUUUUUGGAGAAGAAGGUAAAAUGGCUGAGAUUUAAUCUACGGAAGAAACUCGUAACCUUUGGGAAAUCACAUGGGGAGGCAGGUUGGAAAUCAAUCAGGCUAAACCUGCUUGGCAAAUUGACGAGCUUCCAGCUUGAUAACACUUUCUUUCUCGUUGCAGACUGUGUAUUACGCCAAAAAAACGGGAUUCCUAUGGGGGGCCGUGCGAGCCCACCACUUGCUUGUGUCAUGUGUAUGUGCGCCGAGUACAAGUUCAUUCAGAGCUUGGGGGAUGACGCCAGAUUUAUAAGAGGUAAACGUUACAUUGAUGACUUAUUGCUCCGUGCGCUCUGGGAUGCGAACGACUGCAAUAGCUUGGAUAGGAUUGAGGCAAAACUGGAUCUAAUCCUGGACUGCUACCCCCAAGGGCUGAAAUUGGAACGUACUGACGCCGGGAAUGGGAUUCUCGACUUUCUGGAGACACGUAUUGUGGUAACUAACGCACGGUUUCCUGGCAGCAACCGUUUUGCAAUGCACGAUCUGCUUGAGGUUGACGAGGAGACCUUCGCAGAGGACCCUUCUCUUUGUGACGAUCAAGAGCAAGACUGCGAGGCAUCUUGCUCUUCGCCAGCCCAUAAGUCUGAUUAUGUGGAUGAGGAUGAAUCAAUGAAUGUCGUCAAAAAGACUGCCUCCAAAAUUUUCAAACAGGAUGAUCCUGCAGAGUCGUUCUACGUCAUUCUAAAUGGCCUUGUAUCCAUCCACGUUGCUGAUCCAAAGACCAAGCAAUCAGGGGCGGAUAAGCGGUUCCUUGGACAUCGUCGAUCUGGAUAUUCCACAGCCAGAAGUUCAGACCCAGGAAAGGGGUCUGAUGGAGAUAGCGCUAAAAGCGCUAAAAUCAGUCUUCGUAUUGAGCCAGAAAUCCUGUAUGGACCGUGUGUUCAGAUACUGGGACGUGGUCAGAGCUUUGGAGAAAUGGCUCUCAUCCAAUCAUGUUCGAGAUGUCUGAACAGCCACAAAUCCCUGUCCGGACCAGCGCAGGAGGACAUCCACAGCCUCCACGACGCGUUGGCUCAACUCAACAGCCACCUCCAGCAGCUGGAGCAACGACCCGUCGCCGCCCCCGAUGCCAGCUCCUCCAACACCUCCGAUCGCUUCAAUGCAUUGGAGAUCGACGUCGGAGCCCUCAAGGAUGACACGCAGCUACAGCAAACCGCCACGCGACAACUGGAGCAGCGGAUCUGUGUUGCCGCUGCCAACCCGAGUUCGACACCGUGCAAGACGACUCCAAGGUUCGAUGAUCAGGAGAUUUUCUGCGAUUCGACGAAGACGGACCCGAUUCCGUGGUUCCGCAAGUUCGAGCUCAAGUUGCAGCUACACCACAUCAGCGAGGACAAGCAUCACACAUACUUAUACUCCCGUGGACUGCCCGUCAAAAGGCAAAUGCAAAUCGGGAAACUGAGCACCGCCGGGAGUGAGUCGACGACACUCUCGACGCCUUCGGAACCGGUCGCUUUGCGGGUAACCGCCCUUCGUUCCGAGGCACACGCGAAAGUCGAUAGUCCUCCUCUUCAAUAUUCUUAUGAGGACUAUGCUGCUUGGCUCGUUUCUACGCUGGGUACUCAUGCUCAAGGACAAGACGUGUGUGCGGCAUCUUCUUCGUCCGACAGCGGCGACUUAUCGUCUUCAAGUGGUUCUUCACGGGAUUCGGCGCACGAGUUCAACAUAGAGGUAUUGGACCCGCUCACGUCCGAGGAUUUCGCAUGGCUUCCUCUCCUGAGCACGGGCUGCUUGUCGGGACCCCAAUGCGCAGCUCUAUACGCUCAUCUUCACACAUACUUAGCCUUUUAUGCACCACCAACUCCGCCGACAAAUGACGAAGUCGCGGAGGGGGACAUCCUUAUGUAUGUUACCAAGGUGGCCCGUGAGUUUCACAAGCAGCGGUACGAUGAGAACAACGCACCGCUCCUCUAUGUCCGCAUCCAAGUUGGGCAAGCGUCCUGCAACACUUUGCUGGAUAGCGGCACGUCGCGCAAUUUCAUGAGCCAAGCCUUUAUGCAAAGGGUUGGCCUUGGCACACAAGUUCGAAGGAAGGCAAACCCGACGGCGAUCAAGUUGGCGGAUGGAAGGACGCAGCAACUUAUCGACCGCUACAUCGAGGUCGUACCAGUGUAUUUCGCACCUCAUGCAUGCGAACCGGUGACGUUCGACAUUUUGGACACGGACUUCGACGUUAUUUUGGGAAUGCCUUGGCUUGCAAGUGCGGAUCACACGGUCAACUUCCACUGGCGGACUCUUACCGUCCGCGAUGCUUUCGGCGCCGAAGUGCCAUGCACUAUUCCUCUUCCGCACCCUUCUAUCCGAUGCCGAGUGGUGACAGCCAAGUCGUUCCCGACUACUUGCGCUUACGAGCAGCCCGACGAGAUAGGCCUAUGCUUCCUACGGACCGUCGCGGUAGCCGAUUCUUCACCCACGGACUUGUCUUCGGACCCCCGUGUGGUGCGGUUGCUUAACGAGUUCGCUGACAUCUUCGAGUCACCUACCGGUGUGGUGCCAGAUCGGCCGAUCUCUCACGAGAUCAUUCUUGAGGUCGGUGUCGUGCCACCGAAAGGUUGCAUUUAUCGCAUGAGCGAGGAGGAGCUUACGGUCCUCCGUGCGCAACUCGAUGACUUGUUGGACAAGGGCUGGAUCCACCCUAGUAGCUCCCCAUACGGAGCGCCAGUUCUCUUCGUACAGAAGAAGAACAAGGAUCUACGUUUGUGCAUCGACUACCGCAAGCUCAACGCGCAAACCGUCAAGAAUGCGGCGCCUCUUCCUCGUAUCGAUGAUCUUCUUGAGCGAUUGGGUGGCGCGAAGCAUUUUUCUAAGUUGGAUUUGAAGUCGGGAUAUCAUCAGAUCUCGAUCCGACCGAACGAUCGCUAUAAAUCCGCGUUCAAGACGCGGCCGUUCGUUGUAACCACUGACGCAAGCCAAUAUGGGAUUGGCGCAGUGCUGGCUCAGCAGGAAGGGAAGAAGUUGAGAUCGAUCGAGUACAUGAGCAAAAAGAUUCCGUCAAAGAAGUUGGGAAAGUCCACCUACGAGAGGGAACUCUACGCUCUUUACAAGGCACUUGUCCACUGGAGGCACUAUCUGUUAGGAAGGUUCUUUUACUUGAGAACUGACCAUCAGACACUCAAGUGGAUCAAGACUCAACCAGUCCUCUCCGGUGCACUCAAACGCUGGAUUGAAGUCAUAGAUCAAUAUAAUUUCAAACUAUACUAUUUGAAGGGAGAGUACAACAAGGUUGCAGAUGCGUUGUCUAGGAGGGCAGACUACCUAGGUGCGCUGAUUUCUGAGUUUGGUUUGUCUGAGGACGUGACUCGAUCGUUGGAUGAAGCCUACAAGGAAGAUCCCAUCACGAUGAACAUCAUCAACAAACUACAGGCUAAAGAUAAGGCCACCACUGAUGAGUUUGUGAUGGUGGAUGAGUUGCUCUUUCUUGAGAAGGCAGGGUUCAAGAGGUUAGUUGUUCUAUCUAGAGAGACUUUGCAUAGUUUAGUUUUAGGUGAGUGUCACGACGCAAUGGGACACUUCGGCUAUAAGAAGACGAGUGCUAAUUUAGUACAGCGAUUCUGGUGGCCCAACAUGCUUGACGAUGUGAAGAAGUACGUGGAGACCUGUCAGUUCUGUCAGCGGGACAAGCCGCGGACUCAAGCUCCGCUUGGGUUACUCAAGCCUUUACCCAUUCCUGCUGGCCUAGGGCAGAGUAUCUCCAUGGACUUCAUGGAUACUCUUGUGACCAGCAAGAAUGGCAAGAGGCACAUCUUCACUAUCGUUAGUGAUAGAGAUGUCCGUUUCACUAGUGAGAUGUGGAAGAAGGCCACUGAACAGAUGGGCAGCCAGCUUCAGAUGACUUCUGGGAAUCAUCCCGAAGCAAAUAGACAGGCUGAACAGAUGAACCGAGUGGUGCAGCAUCUGCUGAGGCAUUACAUCAAGCCCAGCCAGGAUGACUGGGAUGAGAAGUUACCUCUCAUCGCCAGUCUGUACAACAACGUUGUACACAGCACCAUCGGUGUCAGUCCUAACCAACUACAUCUGGGAUGGAAGCCUAGAUCUGCUCUAGACUUCCUCCUGCCUGAAAAUCGAACUGCUGCAACUCCUGGAACCAUUGAAUUUGGUGUUCAGUAUGAGAAACUGCUGCAGCAGACUGUCGAACACAUUAAGAAAUCUCAGGAGGUCAUGAUUGCUUCUGAGAACAAGCGUCGUCGACAGUCCACAUUUCAGGUAGGGGAACGUGUCUGGGUCAAGGCUAGUGAACAGGGACAGGAGUUUGGCAUCUCUAGGAAACUAAUGCCUCAGUAUUUCGGUCCCUGGGAAGUCCUGGAUAUCGUGGGGAAUGAUUUGGAUGGUCCCUCUGAUGGUCAUGAUAGUGAUGGUCAUGAUAGUGAUGGUGAUGGUGAUGGUGAUGGUGAUGGUGGUGAUGGUGAUGGUGAUGGUGAUGGUGAAGGUGAAGGUGAUGAUGAUGAUGAUGGUGAUGGUGAUGGUGAUGGUGAUGGUGAUGGUGAUGGUGAUGGUGAUGGUGAAGGUGAAGGUGAUGAUGAUGGUGAUGGUGAUGGUGAUGGUGAUGGUGAUGGUGAUGGUGAUGGUGAUGAUGAUGAUGAUGACAGUGAUGAUGGUGAUGAUGAUGAUGAUGAUGAUGAUGAUGAUGAUGAUGAUGAUGAUGAUGAUGAUGAUGACGGUGACGAUGGUGAUGAUGAUUGAUUGAUGGUGAUGGUGAUGUCAAAGUGACCAUUGUAAUGAGCAUGACGACAUCCAUUAAUAAGUCACUCAAAAUAGUCGAAAUGGUGUUAUCACCAUCCACCUGGUGAAUUUCAGAACGCAUCUUCAGUGCAAAGCUGGAGCCAAUUGCUUGUUUCACCUAGUCAUGAUACCUGGAAGUACCUCAGGGUUCCAUACCGAGUCUUUCACUCCCUGUGUCUGACGCAUUGAAUGAUGGCAAAAGAGAGGCAUGUAACGCAUCCCAUGCUACAGUGUGAAUGAAUUUACUGAUUGUCA